AGAAAAAAUAUCCAGCAUAAAUUAUUACUGAUUUCUGCCUUGGUCCCCUAAUUUUGAUAUAUACUUAUGCUCAUGCUUCUAGAAAUCAGUGAUUUCACAGCUAUGCUUACUACUGAAAAUGAAUGUCGGACUAUCAUCUCAUCUGUUUCUUUUUAUCAUACAAGACAGAAUGGAUGAAAUUUACAAGAUCUCUUCAACUGAGAGGGUCCAGCAAGUAGAAAAGGAAUUAGCUGUACAGUUGGUGGAACUGAAGACAGAAAUUGAAGGAAAUGGGGUCCUACAGGGAGCACCUCACUGCUCUGUUUCCCUUCCAAAAGACAUUGACUAUUUCAGAAAAGAAAGGGAGUUGGCACUGAAGAAAUGUUUACAGGUAGCAGAUGCAAAACCUCUUGUAAUUCAAGCUGAAGUCAUGCAGAGGGAGCUAGACAGCUGUCUAAAAAGAGAAUAUACAUGGGAAAGUUUACCUUUAUUACUGCAUCAGUUUUUUACAGACAGAAUUACACACUUGGUCCAAAGCAAGUAUUUACACAUGCUUAGAUGGAAAAGAUUCUGUCAGCACAGCCGUGUUAUUGAGCAGCUCUAUCCACUCUACCAGAAACAAGUGGCUCACAUUAUGCAGGAGUAUGAUGAUGCUGUUCAAAGAGCUGCAAGACUUUCAGUUGCACGGGAAAACUUCCUAACUGGAAAGGGGAAUCCUACAAAUUUAGUCACCUGGGAAGACCUGACUAUUUACACACAAUGGCUGAUAUGUCAUUGGCACUCGGUUAAGGCCAUCCACAACUAUCUCCGGGUACUCCAGUACUUGCCUGUCUCUCACAGGAUGGAGGUGACCAUCAACAGAUAUCCAUCCUGGAGUGAUGGAGAUAAACUAAAAGCUGUCACUAAAAUGGAUUUGUCUUCCAAUAUUCAGUUUUCAAUCUGCCCUAGCAUAUCAGCAACAAAUGGAUACUUAUCAAGGGAUACCCCCUCUGCCCUUCCUCAACACACUGUAAAUAUUGAAGAACUGAAGCCUCAGCUCAAACUUUUGCUUAUUCACUUUGGUAUCAGAUAUGAUGUGGAAGACCUUAGGCAUUCUGCCAAUGAGAUGGAACUUUUUUCCAUGGUCAUGCAUACUUUUAGAAGCAUUUUCAAUGAACAACAAACAAUGAGAACAUUUCCUGUCUAUGAUGCUGCCAGUACACCUGUUGUGGGCCCCAAAAUAGCUUUGAAAAAGAAAGCCAACUGGACUCCUUUUAUAAAGAUUAAACCUCAACAAGAUCCAUGGCAACAAAAGCUGCUAAUGAAACUGCAACAGUGGAAAAAGAUAGAUGAACUUCUGCAGCUUCAGUCAGUGUUUUUACAGGCUUCCAAUCUCGAGUGGGUGAUGGAGGUCCUCCAAGAGCAAGCAGCAGCAGCAUUACAGCCAAGGCCGAUGACAUCAGCUUCCAUGACUUCUAAUCCACAGUCAUAUGAUCAAAUCUGGAAAAAUAUUUACCACAACUUAGAACUCUAUCAGGUAAGAGGAAGGGGAAGUGCAUGCUGAUACUGGAUUUUUCAUACAUUUUUGGAAUGAGUUUUCUUUACAUUCACUGAGAACCCUCCAUAUUAGUAUAAGUUUUAAUAAUGGUGUAACUGAGCUUCACUUGUAUGAAAUUCCUGUUUUAUCUUGUGAUGACUUUGGUUUUUGUUCCAUAAUUGUCUGAUAUUGUGCAAGAU
Molecule: messenger RNA, 1695 nt
Organism: Varanus komodoensis (Komodo dragon)
Lineage: Eukaryota; Metazoa; Chordata; Lepidosauria; Squamata; Varanidae
Exons: 10
Coding region: 119-1522 (467 amino acids)
Source: RefSeq, a predicted model, not a curated record